Trichoderma harzianum CBS 226.95 is the source of this 886-nucleotide messenger RNA. RefSeq lists its product as hypothetical. The transcript has a single exon. The coding region runs from base 434 to 598 and encodes 54 amino acids. NCBI's taxonomy places the organism in Eukaryota, Fungi, Ascomycota, Sordariomycetes, Hypocreales, Hypocreaceae. The record is from RefSeq and is a predicted model, not a curated record.
AUAUAAGGUUGCUAUUCGCAGCCCUCUGGUCUAUCGUUCACAGCCAUCAACACUCAACCAUUCACCUCUAUAAAACACCUUGAUUGUUCACACAUUGUUCACCCAUUGUUCACUCAAAGCCUCUUCUUCAUCUCUAACAAGCUUUUAUCUUUUAAGAAACUCUCCACCGUUGAAAACUUAAAGAGACACGUUCAUCUCUUGUAAGCCGCCACAGUCUGACAUCCAUACCAAGGCUCUAUCUACUACAUCAUCUAUUUGCAUCAGCCGCCUUGAGUCAAAGUUGCUUGGCUUCACACUGUCUGAAUUCUUAUUGUUCUUUGAUAGAAUCAGUCAAAGAAUCUAUCUCUUUCAGAGACUUCAUCUCUGAUAGCCAACCAACUCCUCCUGACUCAAUCACAAGGCUCUGCUAAGCCGACCAUCAACCGCAAACCCAAUGACAAUGGCAGUCUCUUGCGCUCACUCUUUUGUCAUGAUCAAGUCUGACAAUACUCUCGUUCAGUGGGUUUGCCAGCAUUGCCGGUCGGGACCUCACUGGGCCAUCUACGAAUGCACAUACUGCAAGCUUCAUCUUUGCCGCCCAUGCACCCAGGCAGCCUAAGCUAGUUAAUCAGCAAAGGCUGAUAUCGACAACAACUACCGGAUUGACCAUUUUCAUGGCAGGCCAUCUGGGGGGAUUCUCUUUCUCCUCGGUCAAUCCUGGUUGGUUGAUGAUGCCGCCGUCGCUAUUCAUGAUGUUCAUUCCAUCUUGAAUGCGGCCCACUACCCUUAUUACGACGACAAAUUCACCCUUGGCGAGCCACUCGCUCCCUAACAACACUUUAACUGAUACGGCCUCGACGAAUCAUGACCAUCUUUGACAACUUUUUUCCUUUGUUUUGCUUUAUAA